UUGUCUAUUCAUAUUGUCUAUUCAUAUUGUAUCAUUUUGUCUAUUUCAGCUGUACUGCUGCACUAGUGCAAUAAGUUAGAAAGAGACAAACUUACUUUCUUUCACUCUAACUAAUUGCAUUAGUGCAGCAGUGCAGCUGAAAAGAACAGGCCCAUACAUUUAAGUUCAUCAACGUCCUAUGCCACGUGGGUCGUAUACACUCCGCUCUAAACUUUCGUUCAAGCCUUUCUAUUUAGUGCAUAUAUAAUAUUUUUUAAUUAGUGAUAUAUAAUAAAAUUAAACUAGUGAAUAACGUGAAUAACAUUGUGAGCUUCUUUUCCAAUGGCUACUAUAACUUCUUUACCCGACGAAGUGAUUAAUAUCAUUCUGGGAGAUGAAAAUCUCAGCAUUAAGGAUGCCGUGAGUUUCAUGUCCACGUGUAAACAAUUCCACGAAAUAAUACACAGUAAAAAAUUUUGGGAAAAGAAAUUUUAUCAAAGGUGCCCUUCUGCGAGAAAAAAGUAUAAUACAGAGAAAAAGAGGAAAAUUUUUAAACACUUAGAUUUUAAAGAAAAAAUAAGAGCGAACAUUGAGUAUAUCAAAUCCCUACAACAUUAUGUACAUAUGAUGUCUAAUAAUAAUUUAACGCUAACUGAUAGAAACAAAUUAGGACACCUUCUGAUUUUCAUAGCUGAAGAUUCUAUGACUUAUUACUUUGUUUUGGAUGAAAUAAAUACAAUUAUUCCAUCAUAUAUAUAUCUAUGGAGUUUAGACCCCAAUUUGACAAUUAUAUACAACUUUUAUCGAAUUAAUAACUAUCUGAGACAAUAUCGGUUUAUAUAUAAGCUUAAUAAAUUUUUAAAUAUGUCAAAGGAGAAGAGACUUUUUGAACGGCUAAUUAUUAUUAUGACACAACAUUGUCAACCAUAUUUGUCUUAUUCGGUCAUAAAAACGUUCUUAGAUGAUAUGGCGUAUGAAGUAUUUUCCCUUGUUAAAAAUAAAUAUCCUAAGCAUUCUUUAUUUUCAACGUCUCCUGAGCAAAUUUCGUUUUGGAGAGACAACAAUAUCGAACGUAAUUUUUGGAAUCGAACAGAAGCAAUGCAAAUUAUAGAAAUUCUUGAAGAAUUUAUGUCAGAAUUGGGGUAUUGUAAAUUAAAUAAACUAUUGAAAACAUUAGAUAUAGCAUGCGAAUUUGUAAUGGAUGUUUUAGACGAUUCAGAAUUUAAAAAAACUAUUACAUAUCAGUGCGUGGCUAGAAGACUUGGCAUAUAUUGCUGUUCAACGUAUGCAGAUUUUCAUAUAGGCAACUGGUAUAAAUGCAUGUGGAAGCCGAAAUAUAAUAUAGAAGAUAUGGAGUUGGGAGAAUAUUAUUUUAAGGAUUAUUAUGCAAAAUCAUUCGCAUUCUAUAAUGCAACAAGGGAAUUGCCAUAUACUGCACCUAUUGACUUAAAUAAUAUAAAGGAGAUAAGAGUGAUGAUAUGUUGUCUCUAUGAAUCACUGAACUAUGAAAAUUAUGCAUCAUCAGUUUAUGUGAGCAGACUACUUGAAUGCAACUUAGAUAGUUACCUAGACCAAUGGUUUGGACAAUAUAAAAAUAUUAAUGAAGUAAAUAUUGAAGCUGAAUACAUUAAUAUUACAGAGUCAAUAGGGGACAGACCUGACAUUUUCUUCGAAAGAAGUGAAGACCCAAAAAGAAGAAAUGAAGAAAUCAAAUUUGCUAUUGGUAUGAUUAUAAAGCAUACAUCGCCAGUCGAAUACAAUAUUAAGGGUGUAAUAGUUGGUUGGCAUUAUGAAUGUGAUAGUGUGUUCACUAAUCUAUUGAAUCAGUUGGAUGAUAUAGAUCCAAUAAGUAAUUUGAAUCAUCCACUUAUAUCAGGGAAUCUAUAUCUACUCAACAAGUUGACGACUAUCGAAAGUUGUUUUUGUAGAGAAAGUCGAACAACUGAUUGUAUGAAACAACCGCAUUAUUUAAUUCUCACAGAUAGCAAUCACAUACGUUAUGUGAAACAAAAUACUAUAUGCUCCACAAAGAAACGACUAAAAGGGAUCAAUAAUGUAGAAAUAGGGAGAUACUUCACUAGAUUCGAAGGUGCUCAUUAUGUACCAAAUGAAAACCUGGCAAAACUAUAUCCAGACGAUGCUGCUGCUAUUCUCGAAAUACUUUCCAGAUAAACUUUGUCAUCGAUGAAUUGAUUUGGGCUCUCGUAUAUUCUACAACACUGCGUGAUUCCCAAUUUAACUCUCAACAUAUCCA
Messenger RNA from Camponotus floridanus (Florida carpenter ant), 2233 nucleotides. Its product is annotated as F-box only protein 21. The record is from RefSeq and is a predicted model, not a curated record. The transcript is spliced from 9 exons. Gene Ontology annotation, molecular function: protein binding; DNA binding. Lineage: Eukaryota; Metazoa; Arthropoda; Insecta; Hymenoptera; Formicidae. Bases 322 to 2151 code for a protein of 609 amino acids.